Messenger RNA from Exophiala oligosperma, 3068 nucleotides. RefSeq lists its product as uncharacterized. The record is from RefSeq and is a predicted model, not a curated record. The transcript has a single exon. NCBI's taxonomy places the organism in Eukaryota, Fungi, Ascomycota, Eurotiomycetes, Chaetothyriales, Herpotrichiellaceae. Bases 334 to 1299 code for a protein of 321 amino acids.
CUACAAUGCCCAUCCAGAGUCGAUCAAGGCCAUAUCCGUCUGUUUCUUUCCGCUUCAACUCUCAGCUUCCCAAUGCUCUCAAAUGUGACCCUGCGUCUUUGACCUCUACUUCAUCUUCUGUCCUCGCCUCUUCCUUUCACUCUUCCUCCUUCCCUUCACAUCCCACCUGCCCACUGAAUCGACUAGAAAACUGUCGUUGUUGACGUACACUCUCUUCAACUCUUCUGACUCGUGACUAUACCUCGGCGCAUACUCUAUUCCUACUUCUACAUCUCUCCCGGCGUUGCUCUUUCUGACCCGCGCCUUGUUUACACGGUCCGCACCACCGCAGCCAUGUCUUCCGUCCCGCUUCUCGAUCAGAUUCAGCUCCCCACCCCCUCCGACACACCCAGAGCCAUGGAACAAGACGACCCUUCUCCAAAUACCUAUGUCAAUCACUCUACUACCUGGACGCCCGUCGAUGGUAUGACGCCUAUAUCUACAAACCCUUCCAGAAAGCGGUCGCGUGAUGAUACAGCCGCUGAUCAUGAAGCGGACGGCUCCUACUUCGCUUCGGUGGAACAGCCUGAGCCUAUCCCUGAAGAGGAAGAGCCUAUUUACGGCGAGGGCAUGGUCUUGCUCAAUCCAAAGACCGGCGUGUCGAUCUCGGCUGAGAGCCAGACUGGAACUUGGUACGAGGAAAAGGUGGAUAGAAAACAGUUGGAAGAGGAGGUCGCUGCGGCAAAUUUCAGACCUAAGAUGCCUACGAGCCGGAAGUCUGUCAGACUAUCUCAGACGUCCCUCCGUCUACCGGCUGAUGCCUCUGUCGCUUCAGCUCCGGCUAGCCCACCAAAGACGGCUGUCGAUCGACCGCAAUUCGAUGAGGCUACAUUGGCACUCGGCAUUGGCUGGACCACAAUAGCUUCAGAAGACGAGGCUAUUCAGGCCGCGGCAAGAGGCUGGGCAAAAUACUUGGAGAAUCAUUAUGCAAGAUACAUCCAUGGUGCUCAAAUCCUGCUGAAAAGCUCUGGACUCAAUGCCUAUCUUGUGGGCUGCCAGGAGGGCUUCUUCCUUUUCAGCGAAGACUUGCUUGAAGGCAAGCUUGUUGGACGUUCUUGGGAAACCUGUUUGCAAAACCUUCGAUCACAGCCGAUCGUCUUCGAGGGUGAAGAGGUGCUCCGAGCAGAAAGAACUCCAGGUCCAGAAGCUGCCCUGAGCCAAGUGCCCCAACGGUCUAUCAUGGAGAAUUGGGCCGAUUUCAAUCGCCUGAACAGCCCUCAACCAAUCACUGCGACUGGGAACGGGAUGGAAUUGGAUUGAAAUGUCGCGCCGGUUACACCCCGUUUCGCGAGUUGUGUGGCGACUUCCGCAUCAUGCUAGCAAUGAACGGAGGUCGUUGCGCUCAAACAACAACAACUCCAAGCCUUCACCGGGUUCUGACCACUGCUGACGGUCGGUGCGUAUCCGAUUCUAUCCAGAAUAUCCUGACACAUCGACCUUCGGUCCACCCAUUCCGGCCAGGGAAUAGGCUACCUGCACUCUUGUGCUGAAUCUUCGUGCCGGUAAUAUCCUCGCCUCUGGUGGCUUGAGAUACGAUCUGGAAACCUUGAGGCUGGGAACUCCUAACGUCAUGCACGACGUUGACGAUAAACAAAAUCAUGUUUGUAACAUAAUUUCUGAUGACUAUUCAAGAGGCUAGCCAGAACAUUUCCGGCCUCACGAGAGACACCCCCAGCGAAACUGGGUUCUCAUAUUCUGCAAAAUAACAAUGACUAUCCAAGAACGUGCUCAAGUUCAAAUGAUUUCAUUUUUGCAGUCCCUGUCGGCGAUGUCUUCCCGAAAACAUCACCCGAUGCAGCGUCAUCAAUCCAGACCCAGUUCAACAUCUCUCUCUCGAUGUUUCCUCCGAACGCCGAAGGGCUAUCAGUUACCUCACCCAUCUUUGCGAAAGCUUGGUGGUCCUUCUGCACAGAGGCACUUCUGUCCCAGCCCCCAGCUCCUUUCCGCGACUUCCAUUGAUUUUCCCACCUAAUAGCCUCAGAUUCAUGAAGCUUAGCCAAAGUGACUCUCAAUCUCUUCGGUCUAACCGCACCCAGUGUAUCAAUGUCCCCUUCGAUGUGCUGGACAAUUUCAGCACUGACGUACUGGCCGAUUGCUUUUGCAAAUUCGACUGCUUGAGGAGAAGAGAGGAAGGCGAUAUGUUCGUCGGCUGUGCGCCAGCCACCCACGAGAUAAUAGAUUGUCGCAUCUGAGGUCGAGCGGUACAACUGGAACGGCGUACCUGCUUUUGUUGUCAUGAUCUCGAGGACACUUCGCCAAAGUUCAUUGAACGAUGAUGUCGACGUUUGGGUUUGGAUGGAAGGGCGCAAGCGCACUUUGGCGAGCUCGAUUAGGGGCAUGUCGAAGACAAAGGGCUCAGCUGUCUACCAUUUGCUGGGACGAUAGCGAAGAGGGUUCACUUAUGGUUGGGAAUGCUUCAACGGUUUUCGAGAAGGACCUCUGGGCUUUUAUGUGACAUGGCUCUACUGUUUAAUCCUUUAGUCUCGCCCCAGGAAAAGCGCUGACGCUGAUUUUUGUUCUCACAUUCCCCAAGACAUGGAUGAACAGUGAGAAUUAAGCGAAGCGACCAUCAUGAAAUUGGCAAGGAAGACAAUGGCAUAAAUCCUACAUAUGACCACGAAGUACAUGAGCGAGCAUGAUCAGCAUUGCAGACACCUGGGACAGCCUAGCACCGCGAUUCUCUGUAUCGGUCGGCCAUAGAAACCCGAGGCGAUGAUAGGUGGAAGUAGAAAGAGGUGCGAUUCUUACUGUAGAGGAUUCGCUCACCAUGCUGACGUGGGAAAUUCAGCACGCCUUUCUGCGAGGGGACCAGGAAUCUCAGAAUUUAAUUUUGUCUGACGAAUCCAGUUCCAACCAUGUACAUACUGGCUUGAGUGCAAAUUGGUAUUUUGAAAUGUCUGACGACGAUAUUUGAUGUCACACUUCGCAAUGAUGCACAAUUGAGCUCUUAGAAAGUUACGAAAACAACAAGAACACAAUCGAAGUCGUCGCAUACUGCAUUUCUGGCCAUCCCACAAUAAAGCACCGAU